Messenger RNA from Oncorhynchus gorbuscha (pink salmon), 6248 nucleotides. Its product is annotated as deubiquitinating protein VCPIP1-like. The record is from RefSeq and is a predicted model, not a curated record. Bases 153 to 3713 code for a protein of 1186 amino acids. Lineage: Eukaryota; Metazoa; Chordata; Actinopteri; Salmoniformes; Salmonidae. The transcript has 3 exons. Gene Ontology annotation, biological process: protein K11-linked deubiquitination; protein ubiquitination; endoplasmic reticulum membrane fusion. Gene Ontology annotation, molecular function: cysteine-type deubiquitinase activity.
AAAAAACAAUCGCUUCCGUGUUGUUAUCGGUUGUUAUUCUGGCAAAUACUAGCUUAGUACUUGAGUCAAAGCGGGAUUGCUAGGCAGUUAUUUGGUGGUUAAACCAUAAUGGUCUUGUAGGAUCAAUACAUAGUAUAGUUUUAUUCGCCAGAAUGUCGUUGCUACAGGGCUCCAAGAAAAAGGACAAGCGUAUUUUGUCCGGUACCUGCCCAGACCCGAAAUGUCAGGCGAGGCUAUUCUUCCCUGCUUACGGUUCGAUUAGCAUUGAAUGCACAGAGUGUGGCCAACGCCACGAACAGAAUAAUCUUUUAAAUGUGGAAGAAGUAACUGAUCCAGACGUUGUGCUUCACAAUUUGUUAAGAAAUGCCUUACUCGGUGUCACUGGUGCACCGAAAAAGGGAACAGAGCUGGUGAAAGUGAUGGGGCUUUCCAACUACCAUUGCAAGCUCCUUUCUCCUAUUCUCACAAGGUAUGGAAUGGAUAAGCAGACGGGAAAAGCGAAACUGCUGCGGGAAAUGAAUCAAGGAGAAAUGUUCGACUGUUCACUUCUAGGAGACAGGGCGUUUCUAAUUGAACAGGAGCAUGUAUGUACGGUUGGCUAUGGCAAGGACAGAUCCGGGAGCCUGAUAUACCUUCACGACACUUUGGAGGAGAUGAAGAAAGCAAACAGCAACAAAGAAUGCCUCAUUCCUGUUCAUGUGGAUGGAGAUGGACAUUGUCUUGUUCAUGCUGUGUCCAGGGCCCUGGUAGGCAGAGAACUGUUCUGGCAUGCCUUGAGAGAGAAUUUGAAACAACAUUUCAAACAAAACUUGGAUCGCUACAAGGCACUCUUUCAGGAUUUUAUUGAUGCAGCCGAAUGGGAGGACAUCAUCAAGGAAUGUGACCCCCUGUUUAUCCCACCGGAGGGUGUGCCACUGGGACUUCGGAACAUUCACAUAUUCGGCUUGGCCAAUGUGUUGCACCGCCCCAUAAUCUUGUUAGAUUCACUGAGUGGAAUGAGGAGCUCUGGGGAUUACUCUGCAAGUUUUCUCCCUGGGCUUGUGCCGGAAGAGCAGUGCAAAGGAAAAGACGGGAAGUUUAACAAGCCUAUAUGCAUCGCCUGGAGUAGCUCAGGGCGUAACCACUACAUCCCCCUCGUCGGGAUAAAGAACACCCUUCUCCCCAAGCUGCCACCGAGGCUUCUCCCCAAGGCAUGGGGAGUGCCACAGGAGCUCAUCAAGAAGUAUAUAAAGCUGGAACAAGAUGGGAGCUGUGUCAUCGGGGGAGACAGGAGCUUACAAGACAAGUAUGUGAUGAGACUGGUCAAUGCCAUGGAGGAGAUCUUCAUGGAGAAGCAUGGAAUCCACCCCUCCCUGGUGGCAGACGUGCAUCAGUACGUUUACAGACGGACCGGUGUGAUCGGCGUCCAACCCGAAGAGGUGACGGAGGCUGCCAGGAAAUCAGUCAUGGAAAACCGGCUACAUCGCUGUCUGAUCUGCAAUGCACUCUCUGAGCUUCAUGUUCUACCUGAGUGGCUGGCUCCAGGUGGUAAGCUCUACAACCUGGCUAAAUCCACCCACGGGAAGCUCAGACCUGACAAGAACUACAGCUUCCCGCUGAACAAGGUUGUCUGCUGUUACGACCCUGAGAGGGACAUCCUCAUUCCUGACUACAAGCUGAGCUCUUUGAACACAUGCAACUGGUGCCACGGCACCUCCGUGCGCCACAUCCAUGGCAACGGCUCUGUGGUGUAUCUGGAUGGAGACAGAACCAACACCCGUUCCCAGGGGGGCAAAUGUGGCUGCGGCUUUAAGCACUACUGGGAGGGAAAGGAAUACGACAAUCUGCCAGAGGCUUUCCCCAUCACUCUGGAGUGGGGUGGGCGGGUUGUGCGGGAGACUGUGUACUGGUUCCAGUAUGAGGUUAAUGUGGACCUGAACAGCAACGUGUAUGAUGUCGCCAUGAAACUGGUCACCAAGCAUUUCCCUGGGGAGUUUGGCAGUGAGCUCCUAGUGCAGAAAGUGGUAAACACCAUUUUACAUCACACUGCCAAGAAGAACCCAGACGAGUAUAACCCAGUCUCCAUUGACGGGGCGCAUGCUCAGAGGCUCACAGACGUGGUGGAAACCCAGCAGGCUGUUGACACACAGCCACCGACUAAGAUCAUACUAACUGGGCAGAAAUCAAAGACCAUUCACAAAGAGGAGCUUACAGUGAGUAAGGCAGAGCGGAGCCUUCAGCAGAGCAUCAGCGAGCAGGCCCUAGUGACCCAGAAGAGGAGGACGGAUCGACUGAAGCAGGAGCAGAAGGGACAGGGCAGGCCACCCUCCCCAAGUGCUGCUCAGGAACAUUCCUCCUCCCCAGCCACACCCACCAAAUCCUCCUUCUCCCCCACUUCCAGCAAGGAGAAGAAGAUCCGUGUCACCACUAGCGACGGGCGGCAGGCCAUGCUCACUCUACAGGCUCAGACCACCUUCUCUGAGCUCCAGAGGAGCAUUGCUAAUGAGUUCACCAUGCCUCCAGCCCAGCAAUGUAUCCGACAUGGAUUCCCACCCAAAGAACUUUUCCCUCCCAAGGAUGGAGCAGAGAAUGAACCGGUGGCUCUCCAACACGGGGACAGGGUGACUGUGGAGAUCCUGAGAGGUCCAGAGGACCGCAAGGCAUCCGCCCCAAGUGCUUCCAGUUCCCAUUCAACCCUGCAUUCCCUCCUCUCUGUGAAGAGUGAUGAUCCAGUGACUUCCAGCAGAAUGAAUACUAGCAGAGAGCUGCAGGACAACAUUGACCUUGAGAUGUCCUCCCUCUGUCUCUUAUCAACCUUAAUGGGAGAAGAUGUCUGGUCAUAUGCCAAAAAACUGCCUCACUUAUUCCACCAAGGUGGAGUUUUCUACAACAUUGUGAAGAAAGAUAUGGGCCUGAUGGAUGGCAAGCACUGCACCCUCCCACACCUGACUGGAAAGACGUUUGUUUACAACGCAGCAGAGGAGCGUCUGGAACUGUGUGUGGAUGCAGCAGGACACUUUCCCGUGGGCCCUGACGUGGAGGACCUCGUCAAGGAGGCCCUGGUGCAGCUCCGCUCUGAAGCUGCCUCCAGGAGUCGUGAGGGAAGCCCCUCUCACAGCCUGCUGAGGCUCGGGAGUGGAGGUGUGGUGCGCAAGAAGGAGCAGCUCCAAAGUGUCAACGCCUUCCAGGGUAAGGGCCACUCCCUGGGCAGCGCCCCAGGCGGCUCUCCCCCUGAACACAAGCCCAUCACCCGCCAGCACAGCAGCGGGGUGGACCUGAGCGCCAGCGCCUCCAAGGGACCUGACCUGUCUGACAUCUCAGAGGACGCGACCAAGGAGUUGGUGCGCAUGGCUCCCGGUUUUGUCACCAUGAAAGACAGCCGACACCUGGACCCUAGUAUGAUCGAAGAACAGAGGAAAAAACUACAGGAGAUGGUCUCAUCCAUCCAGGCCUCCAUGGACAGGCACCUGAGAGAGCAGAGCAAUGCAGGGGCAGGCAUUGGGGGCCCUGCGGAGAGGACAAGUGGAGCUAAGAUGAGUGCUUCCCAAUCUGCCCCAGGGGCAGGCGUAAAGGAGGCCUCUUCUAUGGACGUAUCUACUACUGGUGCUCAUGGCACAUCAGUGGAGGCAGGGAACAAGCCUGAUGGAAAGGAUGCAGUGUCAGAGGAGCUGGAGGAAAUGGAUAGCCAGGAUGCAGAGCAUACCAAUGCCCUGGAGCCAAUGGAUCAUUCCUGAUGGGAAAAGGGCCUGGUCCUAUACUUUUCUCAGUCAUGAUCAUUCACCCCUCUAUCUGGUUGGCAUUAGUGUGGGAAUGCUUCAGGUUGUAUCCAAGCUUUGGUAUUCAUUGUGUUUUGUUGUCUUUUACUGCAUGAUUGACAAGAGGUUGACUGUUUCUGCCUCUGGUGACAGUCUAAUGCUAUUAUACAGAAACAUGCACCGAGACCCAAGGAGCAACGCUGCUUCCUGUGUGUGAAAUACAUCCAUGUACAUGUCCUCCAUGUCUUAAAGGUCCAAUGCAGCUGUUUUUAUCUGAAUAUCAAAUCAUUUCUAGUUAACGAUUUCUAGUUAACAAUACCUUACUAACCAUGUUUCCAUUCACAGUUUUUAUGUGAGUAAAGUCAUACUGCAUUAAAAAAAAAAAAUAAUCACAAUCGUUGUGGUGGAAAUAGGAGGUUUCCGGUACAAUUUUGUAAAUGCCACAGAUAAUUUGUUCUUUCGACAUGGUGGGAUCUUUUUGUGUCGGUAAAAUUAAUUAUGCCAGAAAUGGAGGUGGAAACGCCUUUAUUUGUAAAUAUUGAUAUAAUAACCAUCAUCUCAAAGUAAAUUUAGAGUCAUGCGAUGACAUGGUGUGUGGUCCUCGACUCCUCCCGCUACAACUCGGGAUAAAUGAUGCAGUUAAUCAGUCUAUGGAUGAAAUAAGUUACGAUGAACUUCACAGGGUGGUGAAAGUGCACAGUGAUGAGCUUGACCUUCCUUUCCAAUAAAUGUAGAGGGUCUUAUUCUGGUGACAUGAUGAUCGAUGCUUGACUGCCGUUUGACAAAUAAAAAGAUUCUCUCUCUUAUUCAUAAUAAGCACAUCAUGUAGACUAACCGACACGCAGAUCCUACCUGCACUGCAUCUGCGAGAUGUUGGCUAGCGCGCACAUACCAAGACCAGAGUAGGCACGUUUGCUAUUUAAAGCAACAGUUAGUUUUGUCACAAUCUGUAGAGUUGAAAAUGCGAUGGAAACACAUUGAACGUUUUGAAUUUUUAUUCGGUACAUGAAAACAUAAGCAACAAAGUAAAUGUUUUGUGCACUACAUCACUCACUGACCUUUAUCUGCAACAAGUCAUGGAAACCUAGCUACUGUGAUUGUUUUCAAUUAAAAUGGUCAACAAAAAACAAAAAUCGCUUCUUAGGAAUUUCUCAAGCAAUAUUUUUGCAAGGACUGUUGGAGUGGGGAAAACGGAAAACUAUCUGUUAUUGGCAGAGAGAUAUGGAACUCUUCCUUAUUGGUCUAUUAACUAAUUUACCACCUGGUGAUUUCACCAGGCAGGCCAAAACACCAUCCCACCAAAUCACUCUGAAGUUUUAGGUGGUCUUUUCAAACAGCUCAUACACUAAAGGGGCAUUAUCAUUUUCACAAUUUCACAAGAUUAUUCCAACCUCAUAGUGUGGGAUUGUAUAUAAAACGGGAAAAUGUUGGACUGCACUGGGCCAUUAAGACAAGAGGGAGUUGAAGAGCUUGAGUUAAGAGCCUAUCCCACACCAGCAUUGUAAUGACCGCAAACAUCCGCUUCAGCAAAGUGCACACUGUAAAGGCAUUAGCCCUCAAACAUGAUAACCUACCAUCACAUUUAUUGCUUUACCAACAUACUUGCUUUACCAACACAUUGCUUUAAAACAACAGUGAAAUAUUCCAAAUUAAGUUUCUUUUCUGGAACGUUGCUCCCUAUAUGAAGGUUUGCUGUCUUAAUUCUUGAAGGAAGGAGAUGCGUGCCCUUAUGAUAAGUAACAAAAAUCAACAUUUGUUGUUGAAAAACCUUGUGAAAAAACUUUUUUUAGUUUGGAUUUGUUUUUGGAAAAUUGUAUAAGAAUUUAAAGAUUGUUUAAAAUGUAAUUUAGAUUAAUGCCAUUUCAAGUGAAGCACUGUUCUGAAAAUAACUCAGUUUAUUGGUGGAAAUUUGUGAAUUUAUUUUUGCUGGUUUGUAGUGAUUGCGGAUAAUGCCUGUUGAUUCUUUUGGGUUCAAGGUUCAUGCUACUUACUGGUUUGAAGUUAUUUAUGCUACUUUUCAUAUUUCUCAUGAAACCUAAAUGAUUGGCCCAAGUUAAGUGUGCUGUACAAGUGCUGAACUACUUGAUGUGGAACUGUAUUCUAUUGGAAGGCCCAGCAUAACGGCAGGGUAGCCUAGUGGUCAGAGCGUUGGCCUAGUAACCGGAAGGUUGCAAGUUCAUACCCCCGAGCUGACAAGGGACAAAUCUGUCGUUCUGCCCCUGAACAGGCAGUUAACCCACUGUUCCUAGGCCGUCAUUGAAAAUAAGAAUUUGUUCUUAACUUUUUGGACUUUAGUGAAUGAUUGAAUGCAGUGCGGGAUAUUUUAUCGAAAUACAUCUCUAAAAUAAGACUUGAUUUGUGAAUUUUUUACCAUAUACAGUGCCUUCGGAAAGUAUUCAGACCCCUUGACUUUUUCCACAUUCUAAAAUUGAUUAGUUUUUUUAUCUCCUCAAUCUACACACAAUACCUAUAAUGACAAAGCAAAAACUGUCUUUUAGAAAUUUAUGAAGAUUU